AUGAUUUCGAAGUGUAUCAUCGUUCUUGCGCUCGUCGCCCAUGUGGCUCUCGGUCGAACCACCGGUACUUCCGCGCAAAAUGCCGUACAUGAAUCCGAUACGAAACAUGAAGGGAAUUCUUACAUCAGUGAUUUUCGGUAUAUGUAUAAAGUGUAUCAAGAAUGUGCCGCCACUGAUGUAAUGUCUUGUUUAAAAUUAAAGUUAAUCACUGCUCUAGAUAGGGCCGCAAAAUCAUAUUCAGAACUACCCUUAAUCGAAGGAAUUAAAUUUGUGAAGGACCCUCAGGAUACAAGUACAUCCCAGGAAGUUAAAUCGGAAGCUGAAAUAGAAGCAACUUUACCUAGAUCUUUGGACGAAAAAGAAAAUGUUUUGGAUGAUAUUAUCAGCGAUAGAGUAUCAAAUUUCUUGAGUUCUCACACACUACAGAUCAAACUUCCCAGUUCCUCCGAAGUUCAAGAAGAGGGGCGUGGUAAGAAGAAAAAGGGAAAUUACGGUCUUCUCCUCCUGCCUCUUAUUUUAGGUGGAGCCCUUGUUCCUCUAGCACUAGGUGCAUUGGCUCUUUUGGCUGGAAAAGCUCUUAUUGUAUCUAAAUUGGCAUUAGUACUUGCUGGAAUCAUCGGAUUGAAAAAACUUCUUUCAGGAAACAGUGGUGGUGAUAAUGGACACGUUGAAGUAUACAGUGCUGGUCACUCUGGAUGGGGGAGAUCAUACAAUAAAGAAGAGGCUCAAAAUUUGGCAUACCAAGCAUACGCACCGAAAACGACAUAA
Diorhabda sublineata is the source of this 768-nucleotide messenger RNA. RefSeq lists its product as uncharacterized. The record is from RefSeq and is a predicted model, not a curated record. Bases 1 to 768 code for a protein of 255 amino acids. The transcript has 2 exons. Lineage: Eukaryota; Metazoa; Arthropoda; Insecta; Coleoptera; Chrysomelidae.